Hydra vulgaris (swiftwater hydra) is the source of this 9075-nucleotide messenger RNA. RefSeq lists its product as uncharacterized. The record is from RefSeq and is a predicted model, not a curated record. Gene Ontology annotation, cellular component: dystroglycan complex; sarcolemma. Gene Ontology annotation, molecular function: laminin binding. Gene Ontology annotation, biological process: nerve development; morphogenesis of an epithelium; muscle attachment. Lineage: Eukaryota; Metazoa; Cnidaria; Hydrozoa; Anthoathecata; Hydridae.
UAGUUCUUAGCUUGAGCGAAUUCUUAAUUCUUAUAUUUCAGUGAUGUUGCCAACUAAGUUCUGAACUAAGUUUUUGAACUAAUUUAGUUUUGAGUUUGUCAAAGUCUUGAAACUUUUUUUUGUCACCUGUUAAUUGAAAUGAUAUAUUUUCAGAGGGGAUCCUGGUUAGUUUCGCCCGGGGAGCACGUUUAUGGAGCACCAUCAUUGGAAAUAAAAUUCUGAAAGUGCCCCGGGCAUCAUGAAGUCCCUGUGCGCCCCUAUAUUUUACUAAAACAAUUUCAAAAAUUAAUAGUAAAAAAUUGGAUAAUAACAGCAGCUAGUAAAUUUACUUUUUUAAUCAUCAAAUAUAUGAAACUUAUGUAAUGAAAAAAUAGGUAAUUUUAAAGCGUGUUGCAUGUUUGGAGUGGAGUUCCUGCUGCAAAACUCUCAUAUCAAAUUGUAAAUGUACCAAGCACAAUAUAUAGGUAUUCCUUAGAAAUACCACAAGAUACUUUUAUUGAUGCUGAGGAUGGUAACACUCGAAAUUUGCAAAUACAAUGGCUAUUUAUCAAUAACCAAACCGUUCCCAAUACUUACUGGAUUGUUUUAAGGAGAUCUCCAAACAAAGAUGAGUUAAUACUUUAUGUCGAUCGAAAUGUUUGGCAAAACCAAUACUAUUAUUUUAAUUUAAAAGCAAUUGAUAAAGAUGGGAACUAUGCAGUUAUGUUAUAUAAUUUCACUUUUUUAUCACCUCCUCAAGAUCCAGUCUAUAAAAGAUUUUUAAUUUUAGAAUCAAAUUCAUCUGAUAUAUUUCAGAGUUCAAGUGUAGAAAUUUUAUUUUACAUUCAAGAGAAAAAAAUUUAUCCAUACUCUCAAUUGAACCAGCAAGGAAUACCGAGUUUUGAUCAAAUUGUAACUGAUACUCUUAAUUUAACUAAAACUAAUGGAUUAACAACUAUUUACUUAACAUGGAGUUCAACGAUAUUCCUUUUAAACUGGUGUGAUUUAAAUAAAAUAAUAAAUUUCAGAUCUAAAACGAUUAAAAUGUAUAAUCUUACGUACCUUCAAUACUUUAAUCCAGAGUUUUAUGUAAAGCAAUCGACAGAGUCUUUUCAUGGAGCAUGUAGUUACCUUUCUAUUGAUCCUCCAUUGGUAUCAAGUUAUGUUUUUAAUUCUAUUCAGAUUGAUACUGGUGUUUAUUUUUCUGUUACUCUUCCGCAAGGAUUAUUUUUUCCCCCAGAAACUGGAAAACUCAUGAGUAUAUUAUUCGAUCUUCGCACAAGUAGUGGGGAGAAAUUGCCAUCUUCUUAUUGGAUAACACUAAGUGGAAAUAAUAUAUCUACUAAUAAAACUUUAGAUGGAUUUGUAUCUUAUAAUCAAGCUCUGCAACAAUCUAGUUACAUUUUUCAGCUGGUUGCAAGCACACCAUUAUUGGAAGAAAGUUAUCGGAUUUUAAAUAUAAGCAUAAAUUCAUUCCCAAUAAUACAGCAAAAUUUUAUUGUUUCUUUUAAAGGUUUUGUGGUAUUUUCAAUUUCGUACUUGAAUUUUAUUACUAGGUUUAUUUCUAUAAUGUCUGAUUACUUAUCUAUUACUUCAUCAAUUGUUAUAUUUGAUGUGAACACACCCUCUGAUCAAACUGUUGUGAAAUGGUCUUUGUUAGAUUUUACGCUACAAAGCUGUAACAUAAGUGAACUGUCUCUGUUGAAGUUCAAACUUGUUAAUGAAAACGGAUCGCCAACUAAUGGUCUGAAAGACGUUCUUAAUAUGACAAUUAACUACUUAGUUUCAAAUAUUACUUUUUCAACACAAUUAGCAUGUCUUACUGAUCAAAAUGGUCCAGUGCGUAAUGAAGCAUACUUAAAUAUAUCAGUUAAGGAUGGAUUAUAUCGUUUUGUCUUGCCAUUACCAAGUACAACUUUUAUUGAUGCAAAAGAUGGAGACAUGAGUAAGUUGGUUUUACAACUUUUGUUGCCAAAUGGUGAAAAUGUUCCUUUAAGUAAUUGGGUUCAAUUGCUGCGAUCAAAUAAUAAAGACCAAUUGAUUGGUUUUUUAAGUUUAGAAACAUAUAGCAAGAAAAGUUGGAGUUUUCUUCUUAAAGCUACUGAUAGUGAUGGUAAUUAUGCCACCAAGUCUUACAAUUUUUUCAUUGAUACACAACCAUUAUCACUGUAUUAUCAAAUAUCUUUGACGCUUCAGACAUCAGUAGCUGAAGUUGUUUCUCUGAACGAUGUGGAACUUGCAUUUUACAUUCAAGAAAAAAAGAUUUUACCAUAUUCUCUACUUCAAAACCAAGGAAUAAUUGAUGUAAAUACAUUAAUUGUAUUAAGCUUGGAUGUUAAACGAGAUUUUAAUGUUACAACUGCAAGUCUCGUGUGGAGCUCUAGCAUUUUUUCUUUCUCUUCUUGUGAUGUAAAUAAAAUGAUUCGUUUCAGAUCAAAAGUGUUUGAUAGUUUUAAUGCUGCGUAUAACAGUUUUUUUAACCCAGAAAUCACUAUAACAAGCAAAUUUGAAAGUUAUAUUGGGAAUUGCAGUUAUUUAUCUUCAGAUCCUCCUUUAGUUGGUAACCCAGCUUUUAUAAAAGUUGAAGUUGGAUUUGGUUUAUCAUUCUCAAUAAAUAUACCAAAUGAUAUCUUCAUUCCACCAGUGAAUGGAAGUAGUAUGAAGUUAAGUAUUUAUUUAACAGGGGUUGACGGAGAAGAUUUGUCAUUUUUAUACUGGAUAAAUCUGAAUGGCAAUACUCUAACUAAUAAUAUAAGCUUUGUUGGGUACGCCUCAAAUGAUGUGGCUGCAAUGCAAACAGUAUAUAGGUUUCGUUUAGUGGCUUAUACACCAUUGUUAGUAAAUGCUAGUAGAUUAAUAAUUGUGAAUAUAACAAACUAUUAUCAAGUAAAAGAAAAUUUUGUGGUUACCUUGUCAUUAACAUCAUAUAACUUUACUGCUUAUUAUACUUUCAUAAACUUUUUUUUAUCAACAAUUUCAAACUACUUAAGCUACCCAGUGGACUCUAUUUUAGUGCUUAAAUCAACAUUUUUAUCAAAUAAUGUUGUUAUUAGAUGGACUCUUAAAGAAUAUUCAGCAACUGAGUGUAACUUUUCUGAGUUGAACCGAAUAACUAACAAACUUGUUUACAAGGAUAGAAAAGCAACACUAAAUUUUACUAGUUCUUUAAGCAAUAUAACAGUAAACUUAUCUUCAAUUAAUAUUGAAAAUCUGGGUGUCUGUGCGGCUUAUAACAAUUUUCCUGUUCCUGAUGAACCUUCGUUGAACAUAAAUGUGUCUAGUAAGACAUACAGAUUCACUUUGUUGUUGAAGCGAACAACUUUUUUUGACUCUAAAGAUGGUGAUAUGAGUAAUCUCAAGAUAGAUUUGCUGUUAGAGAAUGAGGAACCUGUUUCACUAAGCAACUGGGUUCAAGUUUCUAGAAGUAAUGGAAAUGAUAGUCUUAUUGGUUAUAUAUCCUUGAAUUUGUAUGACAAAUUAGUUUGGAAAUUUAUCUUAAAAGCAACAAAUAGUGAUGGAAACUUUGCGACUAAACUUUAUAUCUUUAACUUAGAAUCUUCUCCAAAACAAGCUACAUACAAAAUGCUUCUAACACUUCGUUCAAACUACCAAAAUUUCAUAAACAGUCAUGAUGUUUUGAUUCUAUUUUAUAUACAAGAUUUUAAACUGAUGAAUUAUUCUCAAAGCAACCUUCAAGGAAUUAGUGAUGUUUAUUCAUUUAUAACAGAGGAUGUGAAAAUUUUUCGUAAUAAUAGUGAAAUUUUAAUAACUCUGCUCUGGAGUACAGCUGACUUUACAACAUCUUAUUGUCAGCUAGAAAAAAUUGUACAGCUACGAAAAAAAAGCACUGGAAAAUACUACACAAAGUAUUCUAACAUGUUUCUACCUGAAUUUAAUCUAAUAAGCAAUACAGAAAGUUUUUUUGGUGCCUGCAGCUAUUUAUCAGCUGAUCCACCAAUACUUGGAACACAACAAUUUCAAAAAUUGUAUGUAGAUUCUGGUAGUCUAUUUUCAAUAACUAUUCCUGACAAUCUUUUUAAACUUCCAUUGAAUGGAAGUACAAUGACACUUAAUAUAGAACUUAGAAAUCAAAAUGGUGAACCUGUAUUAGCACCAUGGAUUGCAUUAAAUGGGAAUAUAUUUCGUUAUGGAUUAAGAAUCGAAGGGUAUAUACCUUUUGAUAUAGCUUCUGGGAAUUCAAGUUUUCUUUUCCAACUUGUUGCAACUACUCCGUUACUUGAAGAAAUUAGUAACUUUUUUAAUAUUAUUAUUUUAGAUGAUAAAACAACUUUACAAUUAAACUAUGUUGUAACUUUUUCUUCCCAAUCAUAUACAGUUGGAAAUUACAACUUUGUUUUAAAUUUCAUGUCACAACUAUCAAGUUACUUAUCAGUCCGAAUGAAUUCUAUUAUUAUCAUAAAGUUUGUAACUACAAUGUUGUCAACAGAUAUUCAGUGGACUCUAUUAUCACUAACUGGUACUUGUUGUGAUGAUGUUUUAGUUCAGGCUAUUACUUCAAAAGUUAUGAGUAAUGGAACAUCAAAUCCAAAUCUAGAUUUUUUACUAAAUAGUAUAAACUUUGUAAAUACAACUAUAAUUUAUAAUUUAGGAGUUGCCUGCAAUAAUGAUAAAACUCCUCCUUUACCUGAUGUCGACACGGAAGAUGUAAUGAUUCAAAGCAAUGUUUAUCGGUUUAGACUCACUUUACCACUAACGACAUUUGUUGAUAAAAGUGAUGGGAAUAUGAACGUUUUGAAGAUUGAUUUCAUGACUAAAAAUAAAACUACUGUACCAGUCAACAAUUGGAUUCAACUACAAAAAACAAACAACAGUUAUGAAUAUAUUGGUUAUGUAAACAUUUUAUUAACAAGCACUAAUAUAUGGACAUACUUUAUUAAAGCCACCGAUAAAGCUGGAAAUGCUGCAUUUAAAAAAUAUAAAUUUUUUAUGGUUGAAAAGCAAACACAAGCAAAUUAUAGGAAAAACCUAACAAUUUAUUCAUUUUUACCAACUUUAUAUCAAAUGACAGAUGUUGAAAUUCUUCUUUAUAUUCAAGAGCAAAAACUAUAUCCCUAUUCUUUACAGCAAAAUCAAGGCAUAACAGAUAUAAAUACGUUAAUAACUGAAGAGCUGCAAGUAACAAGACGUGGAACUUUAGUUGAAAUCUACUUAGUUUGGACUUCAGCUAUUUUUAUAGCAAGUAGUUGUGAUAUUCAAAAACUUAUAAAUUUUAGAUCAAAGACCUUAUCAAACUACACACAAGUUUAUUCCAAUUUUUUUUUACCUGAAUUCACAUUUAAAAGUGAAACAGAAGAGUUUCUUGAUGCUUGUAAAUUUUUAACUAGCAAACCACCAGUGAUUGGUCCUUCAAACUUUUCAGAUAUCACAUUGAAAGUAGGAGAAUUUUUUUCUAUUAUUCUUCCUAAUAAUUUAUUUAUUGCGCCUUCAAUUGCAACAAGUUUUUCAGUUUAUUUGCAAGAUGAAAAUGGAAAUGCUUUACCUAAUUUUUCAUGGAUAACCUUAAACAACAGCAACUUUGCUUCUGAUCUAACAAUAGAAGGUUAUGUAUCAAUUGAAAUGGCCACUCGAAAUACGAAUUACCUAUUUAGGCUUGUGGCUGUGACCUCAUUACAAGUUGAAGUAUAUCGUUUGAUAAAUAUUAACAUCACAGAAUAUAAACAGAUUCAACAAAAUUUUGUUAUUACUUUCAUGACAUCAUCAACAAAUAUUUCUUAUACUUCAUUUGUUAAUCGAUUUAUUGUAACAAUAUCAAAAUACUUGUCAUUAUCUGCCUCAUCAAUACUUAUAAUCAGCUAUGAUACAAAUUCUUCACUCACAAAAGUUAAAUGGACUUUGGUUCAACUCACAGGCCCAAGUUGUGACAGUUUGUUAGCUUCUUCAAUUUCGUCAAAAAUUUUUGAUUCAAAUAGUACAAUCAAUUCAUAUUUAUUGGGUGUUUUAACAAAUAUAAGUAUUGCCUUGAUGUCAGCUGAUAUUUCAAAAUCAGACAAAUGCACUGUGGAUCGCAAUGGUCCUAUUCCAGAUCAAUUUUCAAAAGUAUUCACAAUUGAUACCAAUGUGUAUCGUUUUUCAUUUAUCUUACCUGUUACAACAUUUGUUGAUGUAAAAGAUGGUGACAUGACCAAACUGUUUAUUGAACUGACUACAGAAAAUGGUUAUUCUUUAUCUGUUGAAAGUUGGAUUGAGCUUGUUCGAUCAAGUAAUAGCUUUCGUUUAAAUGGAUUUGUUAGCAGUGUUACUUAUACUGAACCCAAAUGGAUUUUUUUAUUAAAAGCAACUGACAGUGACAAAAACGUUGGAAUCAAAAAAUAUAUCUUUAUUGUUAAUCCACCUCCACUAGGUCCUAACUAUAUAAAACAUUUAACACUGAGCACCAUUUCGCCUUCUAUAUUAGAUUUAAGUGAUGUAUCAAUUUUAUUCUACAUCCAAGACAAAAAAUUGAUCCCUUACGCCAUCGGAAAUAGCCAAGGUUUUACAGAUAUAAAUUCUUUGGUUACAGGUAGCCUUAUUGUUGAAAGAACAGAUAGAUAUAUUACAGUAAAAUUACUGUGGAGUUCAAAUAUAUUUGUAUCUAAUCAAUGUCCUGUGCAAAAAAUUAUAGACGUUAGAUCUAAAACUACUGGAACUUACAGUGCUAUAUAUAGUCAGAGUUUUCAACCUGAGUUUACGUUUAUAGAAGAAAAUGAAUCCUUACAUGGACCAUGUAUAGAUUUGUCAAUCAAUCCACCUUUAAUUGGUCCAGCAUUUUUAAAUACUAUUGGUGUAAAAUUUGGUGAACUGUUUUCUAUUAAUCUUCCAAAUAAUUUGUUUAUUUCCCCAUCAGUAGGUACUAAAUUGUCAAUUUAUUUGAGAGAUGAGAAUGGAAAUGCUCUGCCUGAUUUUUAUUGGAUUAGGUUAAGCAGCAAUAACUUAGACUUUGGCUUAAGAUUAGAAGGAUAUGCAUCAAAUAAAAUAGCUGUUCAAAAAACAAGAUACCAAUUUAGGUUUGUGGCUGUAACUCAAUUACAAAUAGAAUCCUAUUCUGUGAUAAAUGUUAACAUUCAGGGAUACAAGCCUAUUCAGAAAAACUUUUUAAUAACUUUAUCAACAUUUUCGAAAAUAAAUACUAAUACUGUUUUUAUUAACCAAUUUGUACUGACCGUUGCAAACUAUUUGUCAUUUUCAGCAUCAUCCGUACUUAUAAUCAACUAUGAUACAAGUUCAUUACUUACAAAAAUUGAGUGGACACUUGUUCAGUUUGCAAGCAUUAGUUGUGAAAGAAAUUUGGCUUCGUCAAUUUCUUUAAAACUUCUUGGUACAAACGGUAAAUUCAACCCAGACUUUUUUAAUGCUUUAGCAAACAUAAAUUUUGUCUUGUCGUCAAUUGAUAUUUUUGUAUCAGAUAGUUGUGCUAUUAACAGCAACGGCCCUGUACCAGAUCAACCAUUGCAAACUUAUUUAAUUAAUACUAAUGUUUAUCGCUUUUCAUACAAUCUACCUAUUACAACUUUUGUAGAUGCAAAAGAUGGUGACAUGAGCAAAUUAAAUAUUGAGCUGACUACAGAUAGUGGAAUCUCUGUUCCUCUUAAUAGUUGGAUAGAGCUUGUUCAAUCAGGCAGUCGCUUUCUUUUAAAUGGUUUUGUUUGCAACACUACCUAUAAUAAAGCACAAUGGAUUUUUAUAUUAAAAGCAACAGAUAGUGAUAAAAACGUUGGGUUUAAAAAGUAUAUUUUUAAUGUUAAAUUUCCACUUCUUGGUCCUAACUAUAUAAAAGAUUUAGUAUUGCGUUCUUUUUCAUCUGCUAUGCUUAGUAUGAGUGAUGUGUCACUUUUGUUUUAUAUUCAAGAAAAAAAAUUGAUUCCCUAUGCAAUAGGACAAAGCCAGGGUUUUACUGAAGUGGAGUCUUUGAUUACAAAUAGUUUUCUUGUUCAAAGGACAAAUAGUUUUAUCACAGUAAAUAUGGCGUGGAGUUCAAAUAUUUUUGUAUCAGAAGAAUGUUCACUGCAGAAAAUCAUUAGCGCUAGAACUAAAACUACUGGAUCUUACAGCUCUACUUAUAGUAAGGUUUUUCAACCUGAAUUUAUGUACGUAGUAGAAAAAGAGUUGUUUCUUGGACCAUGUGGAAUUUUAUCAAUUGAUCCACCUACAAUCGGUCCAGGGACUUUAAACACAAUUAGUGUAAAAUUUGGGGAAUUUUUCACCGUUAUUCUUCCAAAAAACUUAUUUACACCUCCUUCAACAGGAACAAGUUUGUCAUUUUAUUUGCGUGACGAAAAUGGGAAUGUUCUACCCGAUUUUUAUUGGAUUAAAUUGAACAGUAACGAUCUAGAUAUUGGUUUAAAAAUAGAAGGCUACGCAUCAAAUGAAAUAGCUGUUCAAAGAACUAGCUACCUGUUUAGACUAAUUGCUGCUACCUCAUUACAAAUAGAAGCAUACCGUUUUAUUCACAUCAGUAUUAUAGGAUACAUACCUAUUCAACAACAGUUAGUUGUUACCUUCACAACAUUGUCGACAAUAUCUUCUUGCACUACAUUUGUUAAUCAAUUUAUUUUAACAAUAUCAAAAUACCUGUCAUUUUCUGCGUCAUCCAUAGUUAUAAUUAGCUAUGAUACAAUUUCUUCACUCACAAAAAUACAGUGGACUACAGUUCAUUUCACAGGUGACUAUUGUGACAGCUUGUUUGCUUCUUCAAUAUCAUUGAAACUACUUGAUGAAAAUGGGAAAGUCAAUCAAGAUAUUUUUAAGGCUUUACUAAAGAUAAAUAUUGUCCUUACAUCAGCUGAUAUUUCUAUAUCAAAUAAUUGUGCUAUCGAUCGCAAUAGCUUUGUUCCGCUUCAACCAUCACGAAAUUAAAUUUUAUAAUAAAAAAUUGAAGAUUGAAUUGCACGCGAACAUUUUUUACUUUUAAGAAGAAUUGCUUUACAAGAACUUUUAUAUAUUCUUCAAUACUUUAGAUGAAAAAUAGCAAACUUUGUUACAAAAAGUACGCACAGUAAAGAAAAAAACGUGAACGUUUAUAAUUAAAAACGCCUAUCUAUUCAUUUUUAUUCUUUUUACAAUACUAUAUUUAGCAAAUAAUAGAAUUAGUUGUAAGUA